This is a messenger RNA of Physeter macrocephalus (sperm whale), 6431 nucleotides long. It is a transcript of the gene IL17RA, whose product is annotated as interleukin 17 receptor A. Gene Ontology annotation, molecular function: interleukin-17 receptor activity. NCBI's taxonomy places the organism in Eukaryota, Metazoa, Chordata, Mammalia, Artiodactyla, Physeteridae. The record is from RefSeq and is a predicted model, not a curated record. The coding region runs from base 138 to 2672 and encodes 844 amino acids. The transcript is spliced from 14 exons.
GCGGCCCGCCCGGGGCAGGGCUGGAAGCCGGAAGCGGCCGCGUGGGAGCUAACUCGGGACUCAGCCGAGGGGAAGCCAGGGGCGCGCCCUCGCCGCGCCCCCAGCCCGGGCGCGAGCCCUCCGCGAAGGCCGGGGCCAUGGGAGCUCCGCGCCGCCGGCCGCGCGCGUCCCAGGGGUCCCCGCCGGUGCCGUCACCACUGCUUCUCCUCCUGCUCCUGUGCGCCCCGGGACUGGGUCGCGCCUCCCCGAGGCUGUUGGACCACCCGGCGCCCGUGUGCACCCAGCAGGGGCUGAACUGCACAGUCAAGAACAGUACCUGCCUGGACGACACCUGGAUCCACCCUCGAAACCUGACCCCCUCGUCCCCCAAAGACGUGCAGACCCAGCUGAGCUUUGCCCGCACGCAGCAAGGACACCUGCUCCCCGUGGUUCACAUCGAGUGGACGCUUCAGACAGAUGCCAGCAUCCUCUACCUGGAGGGAGCGGAGCUGUCCGUCUUGCAGCUGAACACCAACGAACGUCUGUGUGUCAAGUUCGAGUUUCUGUCCACACUGAAGCAUCAUCACAAGCGGUGGCGAUUUGCCUUCAGCCACUUCGUGGUGGAACCCGGCCAGGAGUACGAGGUGACCGUCCACCACCUGCCUAAGCCCAUCCCUGGCGGGGACCCAAACCACCAGUCCAGAAACUUCCUGGCACCCGACUGCGAGGACCCCAGGAUGGAGACCACCAUGCCCUGCGUGAGCUCAGGCAGCCUGUGGGACCCCAGCAUCACUGUGGAGACGCUCGAGGCCCACCAGCUGCGGCUGAGCUUCACCCCGUGGAACGAGUCCACCAAAUACCAGAUCCUGCUGAACAGCUUUCUGCCCGCGGAGAACCGGAGCUGCUUCCAGCGCGUCGUGGAUGUGGCCGUGCCUGCACAGGAGGCCACCCAGCAGUGCUGCAACGUCACGCUCACCCUGCCAGACUUCAGCUGGUGCUGCCGUCACCACGUGCAGAUCCAGCCCUUCCUCAGCAGCUGCCUCAACGACUGCCUGCGACACUCGGUGGCCGUGCCCUGCCCAGAGGUCCCGCACACCCCAGACUACAUGCCCCUGUGGGUGUCCAGGUGCAUCCCCGGCCUCUCCAUCCUGCUGGUGGGUUCCGUCAUCGUGCUGAUCGUCUACCUGGCCUGGAGACUACUGGGGUCCCGUCACAGAAAAUAUGAAAAUGGCACCAAAUGCACAGACGUCCUGCCCGCUGCCACCAGCCUGAGCCCCCCGGCCCUGAAGCCCAGGAAGGUCUGGAUCGUUUACUCGGCCGAUCACCCCCUCUACGUGGACGUGGUCCUAAAGUUCGCCCAGUUCCUGCUCACCGUGUGCGGCACCGAAGUGGCCCUCGACCUGCUGGAGGAACAGGCCAUCUCGGAGGCGGGGGUCAUGACCUGGGUGGGCCGCCGGAAGCAGGAGGUGGUGGAGAGCAACUCCAAAAUCAUCGUCCUGUGCUCCCGAGGCACCCGGGCCAAGUGGCAGGCCAUCCUCGGCUGGGAGGACGCCGCCGUCCAGCUUCGCUGUGACCGUGGGAAGCCCGCGGGGGACCUGUUCACGGCGGCCAUGAACAUGAUCCUGCCGGACUUCGAGCGGCCGGCCUGCUUCGGCGCCUACAUCGUCUGCUACUUCAGCGACAUCAGCUGCGAGGCCGACGUCCCCGAGCUCUUCAACAUCACCUCCUGCUACGCGCUCAUGGACAAGUUCGAGGAGGUCUACUUCCGCAUCCAGGACCUGGAGAUGUUCGGGCCGGGCCGCAUGCACCGCGUCGGGGCGCUCACGGCCCAGAACUACCUGCAGAGCCCCGGCGGCCAGCAGCUCCGCGAGGCCGUGCAGCGCUUCCGCCGCUGGCAGGCCCGGCGCCCCGACUGGUUCAAGCUCGAGAACCUCUGCUCGGCAGACGACCAGGACCUCCCGUCCCUGGACGAGGAGGCCUUCGAGGAGCCGCCGCCGCCAGGAGGAGGGAUCGUCCGGCAGGAGCCGCUGGUGCUGGAACCCGCCUCCCAGGGCAGCCUGCUGGUGGAGCUGCUUCUCGCGGGGGAGGGAGGGGGCCUGUCGCGGCUGGAGCCCCAGCCUCGGCCCCAGGAGCAGCCGGCGGCCCAGACGCUCCAGACCACGGUGGUCCCGGCGGACGGGGCCCCUCCGGCGCAGGCGGUGGAGCCCGUCCCUCAGGCCGUCAGGAGCGGUGCCGCCAGCCGGCUGGCCCUGGUUGGGGGAGACGAGGCCUGCCCGCUCCUGGGCGGCUGGGGCACCGGGCGGAACAGCAUCCUCUUCCUCCCCAUGCACCCCGAGGACCCGCCCGUCCGCAGCAGCCCCGUGGGGCGGCCGGACGGCCCCACGCCGCCGCCCCUGCAGCAGAGCCCGCGCUGCCGGGACGUGCGCACGCCGCCCGCGGGGGAGCGGCGGCGGUCGGUGCAGUCCGACCAGGGCUACAUCUCCAGGAGCUCCCCGCAGCUCCCGGACGACGCCGACGGGGACCAGGGCGGGGGGCCGGGCGGGCAGCCGCUGUAUCCCGAGGGCCUGGAGAGCCUGUGGGGCCUACAGCUGCUGCUCUUCCUCCAGGAGCUUCGCAAGAGCCCUGGCCUGGAGCCCAAGGGGCCGCCGCGUGGGGCCUCCCCUGCCCAGGGCGGUGAGCACGUGUGUCCGUAGGUGUGCACGUGCGGACGUGUGUAUGCCCGUGUGUGAGACGUGUACCUGUAAAACGUAAACAUCUUGACUCUGUCCCCUUAACCUUUCUUCCCGUGACCGUCCCCACGAGAACCCGCAGCCCGUGCCCAGGAGCUAAUGGCAGUGUCCUUGGGUGUCUGCCAUUCGUUCCUUCAGCCUUUAUUUUGUGCCCCGCGUUGCCCUGACCAUCAAGGAGCUGCCCGUCCAGUGAGAGGGACGGGGUAGCACAUGGGGUGGGGCGCGAGAUUCAGAGGCUGCCAGGAGCUCACCCGGGGCCGUGAAGUCCGCAGAAGGGGCGCCUGGCCCAGGGAGAAGCUUCUGGAGGAGGGCGUGUCUGAGCCGAAGGAGCAGCUCGUUUCUGGCCCGAGGGCUGCGGGCCAGCCUGCCGCGGAAGGCGAGGCAGUGGGCGCAGCCUGGGGAGGCCUCGGGGCCAGGCUGGGCGCGGCUGGGGCUCCUUCACCAGGAUGGGCUGCUGCCGUCAGGAGGCUGAGGGCCUAACACACCCAGUCAUUUUCGGAAAGAGACCAGAUAGAAGUGAGGGUCGUGGCCCCUGACGGCAUCAGCAGGGCCUGAGCCCACGCGUGGCCUCGGUCAGCGGGAGACCUACGGCCGAGGAUUCUCGGGGCUGCGCGCUGGGCCCCUGGGCUGCAGCCCCCGAGCUCAGGAAGCACGGGGAGCCCCCAGCCCUGUGCCCGCUGGGGCCCCCCCCGCCGGGGUUGAGCGUUCUCUCUGCCUGUACCUGAGUCCUGAACUGGAGCUCCAGGCUCCUGCACGGAGGAGAGGAUCCUGAGGUUCGGUGGGAAAUCAGAUACCAGGGUGUGCGCACGCACGUGUGUGAAAGAGCUUAUCAGCGAAAGAAUGAAUAAAUUCGUUAGCUCAGGUUAGACUUCCUGGCGGUCGCGUCACACGUUGCUAUGGGUCAAGAAGUCCCUAGUGGCAGAGGCCUUUCUCGUGGUGAGAUUGUGCCUGGUGGCAGCAGGCCUUCGAGGCCCAGGCCCCAGACGGUGCGUAGCUCACAGGCAGCCCGCUGGUAGCAAAGGACCAGGUGCGGGAGUGCUGUAGACACUGGCGUCCGUGUCGCCCCAGAUCCUUAGGUCGACACCUAAUCCCCGGUGUGAUGGGGCUGGGGAGGAGCUCUGGGAGGAGGUGAGGGCGUGGGUGGGGCCUCACGGACGGGACGAGUGCCCUUACAGGAGACCCCACAGGGCCCCCUCGCCCUUCUGCCGUGCGAGGACGCAGCGAGGUGGCCGUCUGCGAAGCAGGAAUCUGCCGGCACCCUGGCCUUGGCCUUGCAGUCUGCAGCGCCGUGAGGGGUGUUUCUGUCGUCGAUAAGCUGGCCGGUCUGUGGUGUUCCGUUACAGCAGCCCGAGCCGCCUAAGACGGGGACGGAGGAGCCGAGCCUUCGCCUCCACCAGCCUCUGAGGCGCCAUCCCUCUGAUGAUGCAGCUUUACCGAGAUAGGAGUCACAGCUCAUACGGCUCACCGUGGACCCUGUACGGUUCAAGGCUUCAGGGGCUCAGAGUUCAGCAACCCUCAGCGUAAUCAGUUUGGGAACAUUUUUCUUACGCCCCCCACAAGAAACCCGGCCCCUAAUCAUCGCCCCAACCCCCAACCUGCCGUCACCAGGCAAGCGCUGACCCCCUUCCGUGGCGCGCCUGUGCGGACGUGGCGGGUGUAAACGGACUUGUGAAGUUCCCCCGUGCUCAGCCUUGUUCUGCGCACUCUCCCUCCCCCUCCCCCAGAGCCCCCAGUCUCUCACUGGUCUCAGCUGGCCGCAAGUGCUGGGGAGGCCGUCAGCCUGAACGUGGCGUCGGCCGUUUGCCAAACACCGAGAGGAUCAAGUGUGAAUAAGGCCAGGCCUCUCUUCUCGUGCUGUUCUGAACCUCGGCUAAUAAGAUCCUGCCUCACCCAGAGAGGUCCUCCAAGAGCCCAUGUCCUGCGGUCUCUGACCGCCACCCCUGGACUCCCCUCCUGGACAGGGUGACAGAAGGGACGGGAGGACCCCCGGCCACGUGACCCUCGUGGAUGGCCACGGCUUUUCCUGUAGGAAGACGAGGAAUGAUUACGUGGGGCUAUGGACCUUGCCGGAUUCGUGGGUUCUGAAUCAGCUUCUCUCUUCUGCUCAGGAAGUUCCCCAGGUUUCGGAGGGGGUUUUGUUCAUCACUUAAAUAUCCACUCAGCAAGUUGAGCUGGGCCUCUGAACGCGGGGUGUGAUGGAUUUUUACUGGUUUCCUGCUUUUACCUUUGAAUCAGAAAGAAGGGAGAGUAUGAUGCUUACGGGGAGAGCGACGGCAGUUUCCAUCCUACAGCCUUUGCACUCCGCGGGGGGCAGUCUCCCCUCCCAGGUAAACAGCCGAGGGGCCUUCCUGCGAAGACCUGCCCGGGGAGGGCCCAAGUGUACUGAGCAGCCUUGCCUGUCAGACGAACAGGGAAGGAUGGGAGCAGUCUGGUCCAAAGCCCCCCAUACCCAGGCACCCUUUCCUGGGGGGAGUCACCUUCAGUUGUUCACGCCUAAGUAUGACUCAGUGUCCUGGCUCCUUCCCUUCCUGAGAAGAGAGUCCGCCUGCAGCCCGACAGGGGGCCUGCGGGACUCACAGGAUGUGGAGCCAGCCCCUACUUUUUAGCCAGAGCCAGACAACGAAAGGGAGGCCACAUCUGAAGGCUGCCCGCGGCCGACGGACGUGGUUCAGACCCGGAUUCCCUUCCUGACCGCAGUGCAGCCUCCAGCAAGUGGCUCCAUCCUUCUGGGCUCGGGGAUGGAGGGGAAGCUCCCCGGAGGAGCUGCGAGGACCCGGAGGGGCCGGCCAGCGGAGCACAGGCCCCCGAGUCCCCCGACCCCAGGCCGGCUGCAGGGCCAGACUCACCCGACACGACCUCCCCUCUUGAGCAGGCGAGGGGCAGCUCAGCCAGGAGAAACGAAGUCCAGGGGGUCACCUUACCGUGCAUCGCAUUUAGGGAGACAUGAAGGCACGGUCUUUGCUGUUCUGCAACUACUGUAUGUAAACACUUGGACUCGGAACCGUCCUUAGAGAAGGUCUGGCCCAAGCCCUUUCCAAAAAGCUACGGAGUCCGAGGCUCAGGGGAGGACGGCCUGACCUGCGCAACGUUAGAGGCGGGCAGCCCGGGACCCGAGCCCAGCUUCUCCUCCGUGACCUGCACGGGGGCGCGGGCCCGGGGGCGGCGUGCCUCCCGCCUGCUAGACACACCACAGCAUCUCUGCUUGGACCCUACACUACAGGUGUUCCUAGAAAAGAAGAAAAAUGAAACUUUCGGGGCAUUUCUUUUUGUGAAUGGGGCAAGGGAAGUAAGUAAAAGGACGCAAGAAAAACACACCAGAAGGAAGGGGCUGACCCCCUGAGCAUAAGUGCUGUGGCACCAGGUGUCAGGAAGAGGACAUCUGUCCCGGGGUGAGUGGGGCCUGCGGCCGGGCCGCAGCAGGCCUGGCCUCUGCCAGACCAGCCGGGUGCCGGCAAGCGCAGCUCAUCGGAACCCACCACAGCCUCCCACCAGAACACCCGACACCCUGGAGGUGCCGCAGCGGCGGUGGUCACUCAGCAGGGAGACGGCCAUCCAAACGGGAGAAGGGGGUGGGGCGGGGGGCCGGCCUGGGGCCACGGCUCGGACACAGAGUCCUUCUCAGUCACUGAGAUUAAAUGUAGCAGAGAAACAGCAAAGCUGGAGAGAGGGUGUGGGAACAGAGAGAGCAGCUCCUGGGCCCCCCAGGGUCUGGGCCCCCAGAAC